AUGGGGUCUUCCAAAAAUUGUGCCUGUGACGGUGCUGGAUUAUGGCCUCCCUACUGGACCAUUCGCUGGACAAUCUGUCCUUCUGGAUCUUUUCGGGCUUUUCGAACGGAAACUGCAAAGCGUUGCUGA
Molecule: messenger RNA, 129 nt
Organism: Angiostrongylus costaricensis
Lineage: Eukaryota; Metazoa; Nematoda; Chromadorea; Rhabditida; Metastrongylidae
Source: the annotation of a GenBank genome assembly